Messenger RNA from Macrobrachium nipponense, 3511 nucleotides. RefSeq names its product relaxin receptor 1-like. Gene Ontology annotation, biological process: adenylate cyclase-activating G protein-coupled receptor signaling pathway; activation of adenylate cyclase activity; hormone-mediated signaling pathway. The record is from RefSeq and is a predicted model, not a curated record. Gene Ontology annotation, cellular component: plasma membrane. Gene Ontology annotation, molecular function: protein binding; G protein-coupled peptide receptor activity. The transcript is spliced from 22 exons. Bases 416 to 2791 code for a protein of 791 amino acids. Lineage: Eukaryota; Metazoa; Arthropoda; Malacostraca; Decapoda; Palaemonidae.
CGCGAAAGAAAGGUCUUCUCAGAGACGUCGUUCCCCGUUCGUUUUUCAGUCAGCUAAUCUUUUUUUAUUAUUAUUUUUCCCGUGCGAUGCUAUUGACAUUACGAAUAAGGCUGAGGUGUGCGUAUAAGUGAUUUUGCAAAUCAGACACAACAUCGGUAACGAAUUGAAACGUUUUGAUAAACAUUUGUCGAAAGUUUGUUGAUGUUUUGAUAUCAGAACUCAGUUAAUUGCCAUCAACUUUUCCGAAGAACUGGACUGGUACGGUUUGGUAGUUCGUGAACAGUCAAGUGAUUAUUAAAGUGAUUGAUUGCAUUAUAUUGCUCAGUGAAGAAGAACAGUAGUUCGGUUGUGAAUCAGACUCUUUUUAAAAAACGUUUUGAAGGUUUUCCCUGCUAAUACAGUUGCAGCCGAAGCGAUGCAGGGCCAGAGAAGAGAAGGAACGAGGAGCAGCUGCCACGGGAGCACUUGGAGCCACCAGCAGCUCGUGUCAUUUGCUCUCAUUGUAUUUAUGGCGAGCAGCUGGAGCCCGGCCUAUUCUGCUACUCUCCAGCCCGUCUUGACAGACGGGACGUGUAGCCUUGGCUGGUUUCCUUGUGGAGAGAACGGUUCCCUGUGUCUGGAGCAGCGCUUCUUCUGCGAUCUGCAACAACACUGUCCCACAGGAGAGGAUGAAGCCGACUGUUUGGACAACAAGGCCGACACGCACCUGACCCAGCGCAUUUUGAAUAAGCCAGUUCUGCGCUGGGAGGAGAGACACAAAUGUACCCUGACUCAUGUGCCCGAACACUGCAAGUGCCGGAUCAACACGAGACUUCACUGCCCGAGGGCCGGGCUCAAGAAAGUGCCCCAAAAUCUCGAUCCGGACAUGACGGCAUUAUUACUCCCGAACAACAGUCUGGCGCUGGAAAAGAAUUCUUUCGCCAAAUAUCGGAAGCUGAGGCUCCUCCAUCUAGGAGGAACUGGAUUAACGGAGAUGCCUGAAGGAGUCUUCAGAGGCUUAAAUAACCUGACUAAGCUUUUCUUGACGCACAAUCUCCUUCGGGAGCUGAGACCUGAAUCCUUGGAGGACUUGGAGUCUCUUAUACACCUCGAUCUGACCGACAACCGCUUCACCGAAUUCGACGGCAUUUUGACCUCCCUGCCCUCCUUGGAUACAGUAUGGCUUAAUGGCAACCUGAUAACUCUCAAAGGUAGAAUUGUCAGCCCUAAUGCGCAUUUUCCUCAGGAAUUGUUCCUAGAGAACAAUCAAAUUGAAGAACUGACGAAGGAUUCCCUCAUCGGUCUCUCAGGACUUCAUUCCUUGUACUUACGUCAUAACAAGAUCAGCCGCAUUGAAGAUGGGGCUUUCGCGGAGCAGAAAUUGCUGGUUGACCUGGAACUGAACUUCAACAGGAUUCAGUAUAUUCACCCCGACACCUUUUUGGGAUUAGACUCACUUGUCAGCUUGAACCUGGACGGCAACCCUCUGGUGUCCAUGGCCGAAGCUACCUUCAAGAGGAUUCCACUUUUGGCAUCCUUGCAUUUGUACCAGAUGGAGUUGUCGACUGAGCUCCUGCUGAAUAUUUCUGACGCACACAUGGAUUCUGAAUCUCCGACUAAUCUCUACCACGUAUACUUCAAGAGAUUCCGGUACUGUGGUUACCUUCCCUCCGUUCCUGACUGCUGGCCGAAAACCGAUGGCGUAUCGUCGUUCGAGCACCUGCUGGUGCGCAUGGAGCUGAGGGUAGGCGUGUGGCUGGUGGCAAUGCUGACCCUCCUGGGCAACAUGACCGUGCUGUUCGGGCGCGUCCUCAACAGGGACGACAACAAGAUCCUCUCUCUCUUCAUCAGGAAUCUGGCAGUGGCCGACUUAUGCACGGGCGUUUAUCUCCUCGUGAUGGCCUCCAAAGACCUGCAGUUCAGAUCGGAGUAUCACGAACACGCUUACUACUGGAUGUCAUCGUGGCAAUGUACGAUUACCGGAGUGUUGGCAGUGACUUCGUCUGAGGUGUCCGUCAUGAUCCUCUCGUUUAUGUCCGUCGAGAGAUGGUUGUGCAUCACCUGGCCUCUGGGAUCGCCGAAGCUCUCUCUCGGCCGGGCCAAGUUGGCCCUGGUCGUUAUUUGGGCGGCUGGAUUCGCACUCGCCAUUGCUCCUGUAUUUUACUACACUAACCGACAGGGAUUUUACGGCACUAAUGGGCUGUGCUUUCCACUCCACUUGGACGACCCCUGGGUUCCCGGAUGGAUGUAUUCGGCAGUCGUCUUCGUCGGUCUUAACCAGCUUGGGGUUGUGAUGAUCCUGAUCUCCUACACCUGGAUGUUCUGCAGCAUCCGGAAGACCAGGGCCAACACGCCCUUGGCUCUCGGAGACCGGGAAUUCGCCAUCCGUUUCUUCUUCAUCGUCUUCACCGACUGCGUCUGCUGGAUUCCCAUCAUCAUCCUGAGGGUCCUGGCUCUCUCCAGCACCAACAUUCCUCCCGAACUGUACGCAUGGGUGGUGGUCGUGCUCCUCCCCGUAAAUUCGGCCAUCAACCCAUUCCUGUACACCUUCACCACCACGAAGUUCCGGACACACGCGAAGCGGCUUUUUUCUGACGGGGCCAACUGCCGAUGGCCCCAGAGACGAGACUCGGCAACAGUGGAAUCUGAAGUGACGAGAACUUCCACGCUGAGAACCGCCACCUACAAGUGGAACAAUGGACGAGAUAUUUUCCAUCUCAACAACGGCACAACUCAGUCCAUCGACGAUUCUGCCGUGCUUGACGUUACCAAAACAAAAGAAGAUCAGUCUCCGGCGGAAACGAAGUUGUAAUAUCUCUCUCUCUCUCUCUCUCUCUCUCUCUCUCUCUCUCUCUCUCUAAGUUCUUGGUAUCUGGAAUACACAGAGCAAAAGAGAAUCAGCAACUUAUAAAAACAGAAUUGUAAUUUUUCCCACUCGAUCACUGUCAUUCAGAACUUAAUGUGACAGCAGGGUUUAAAGAGUUAUUUUUGUAUCCUUCGACAUGCAUUCAGAUUUGCUUCAAAAAUCAUCGAAGGUCUACUAUAUAGCAUAUUCAUAUUUAAACCAACAAUAAAAGUUACUUAGGCCUGUCAUCGCAUUCAUAUUUUAACCCCCCAAAAAACACUUACUUAGACCUGUAAACGCUUUCAUUUUGAUGCCAAAAUAGUACCCUACUUUCUGAUGCGUUAAAAUGAUUCUACUCUCAUGAGUUUACUUACUCACGUCUAUAAAAACUUAUAAAGAAAUAAUAAUAAUAACUUCGGAGACGGAAGAGUUGUGCCUCUUCUUGUUUUGGCGGUCAGGACCUUGCAUUGGAAAAUUCAUGAGUUCAUUAGUGUUUCAAAAGUGACUUUUUUUUCCCUUUUUCUAAUGGCGUUGAGACUAUCAAUUUUUUGGACGUCGAGCGAACGAUGAAACUGCUGGGUGCUCAUAAAUUAUAUUCUUGAGGCGUGUUGAUGCAUGUGUGGAAACACUAUAACGUUUUUGAGAAGCUUAUGGAUAAUGAACCUCGGUACCAAAACUGUUAGUAAC